Messenger RNA from Emiliania huxleyi CCMP1516, 3360 nucleotides. RefSeq lists its product as hypothetical. NCBI's taxonomy places the organism in Eukaryota, Haptophyta, Isochrysidales, Noelaerhabdaceae. The record is from RefSeq and is a predicted model, not a curated record. Bases 1 to 3360 code for a protein of 1119 amino acids. The transcript is spliced from 4 exons.
AUGGCGACGCCCACCACCCUCGCGGACCUAGCCGGCUGGGCGGCGUCUCGGUACGGCGAUGCUCCCUUUCUGCAGACCUGGUCCGCACACCGCGGCCUCGACGCCACGCUGUCGUUCCACGCCUUUAACGAGCUGGAGUGCCGGUUCCGCGCGGCGCUGGCGGCGCUGCUCGCGUCGCACGGCGUGCGACCAAAGGGCGCUCGGCUGGCGCUGCUCUGCCACGCGUGCGCCGACUCGCUCGCCCUCACCCUCUCCGCUCCGGCGCUCGGAGUCACGGUCGUGUCUCUGAACUGGAAGCAGCCGGCCGCGACGCUGGCUCUGCUGACGCGCGGCCUCGGAUGCGAGGUCGUCACCGCCGGCCGCGGCCUCGCCGCCCUGGCCCGCGAGGUGGUCUGCGGCGCGGUGGUCGGCGGAGGCGGGGCCCCGCUGCUCUUCCUCCUCUCUGGCGCAGAGUCGGAGCUCUCCCCUCCGCUCCACGCCGCCCGCGAGGCUCCGCUGACGUGCGCAUCCGCCGCGGCCGGCCGGCACAGCAGCCGCGCCGCGCCCGCCGGGCUCGACGAGCUCGAGGCGGGCGGCGGCGUCGCUCCUCGAGACACGGCGCUGAUCCUCUUCACCUCUGGCACCUCCGGCACGCCAAAGCCGGUGCCCCUCUCCCACUCCGCGCUGCUCUGGUCGAGCCGCGCAAAGGCGGCGGCGGAGGAGCGCUUCCUCGGCCUCCCCUCCUCCUCCUCCAUCGGCAAGGCUCCCGCCCACCGCGGCACCCUCGCGCUGCUGCCCGCCUUCCACGUCAUCGGCAUCGUCAACAACUUCGUCUACAACCUCCUCACGGGCACGCGCGCCACCGCUUUCGCAGAGGCGCACUCGACGCCGCUCACCGGCCGGCUGCUCCUCGCUGCUACGGCCGAGCUGAGGCCGUCCCUCCUCGACACGGUGGCACCGCUGCUCACCCUGACCACUGCCCAACCCCACCCCGACCCCGACCCCAGCCCCAGCCCCAACCCCAACCAGGUGCCCGUGCUGCUCGAGUCGCUGCUACCGCUCUCACGCGCGGAGGCGGCGCCGCUGCGCUCCUGCGACGCGGUGCUGUACGGAGGGGCGCCGAUGGGCCCCUCCGCCCUCGCCGCGUGGCGCCAGCUGGGCGUGUGGCCAGCCUCGCAGUACGGCCAGACCGAGCUGGGAGGCAUGGCGAUGAUUGGCACGCCUCGCGGGCCGGCCGGGGCUCUGCGGCCGGUGCCCGGCAUCCGCGCGCGCCUCUCGGCCGCGGAUGGUCGGGCGGGCGAGGGCGGCGCCGGUGCGGUGUGCGGCGAGCUGCUGCUUUGCGGUGCGGGCGGGCUGACCUCGGGCUACCUCCCUCUCGCGGGAUGUGGGGUGGCGGUCGCGGAGGAGGCUGGGGAGGGGGCGGGGAGGGGGGGCCGGGAGGAGGGGCACGGCGAGGCGGGCGACUGGGCGACGGGGGACCUCUUCGAGCUCGUCGCGCCGGAGGGGGAGGGGGAGGGCGGCGGCGGCGGCGAGGAGGGCGGCGGCGAGAGCUGGUUUCGCCACGUGUGCCGCGAGCUCGCUGACCCAACCUCCUUCGAGCGGGCGAUGAUGGCAGCCAUGGCGGACGAGGCGCAGAUGGCGUCCGGCGGCUGGAGGGCCACCGGCUGCGUCGCCUUCGGCUCCUCCCGCCCGUGCCCCGCCGCCGUCUUGGAAAUCGCGCCUCCCGGGGGAGCAGGAGGCGGAGGGCGAGGCGGGGGUCGGCCAGGAGGAGGCGGAGGGCGAGGCGAGGGCCGGCCGUCUCGGCGGGAGCUGCUCACAGGGCGGCACUUGCGGGACACGUCUGCCGCUGCGCAAGGCGCGUGGCAGGAGGAGGCGCAUGCCGCCGCGAUGCGCGCUCUCGAGGCGGCGAACGGAGCGGUGCCGAGCUACGCGGCCGUCCCUCCGCCGCUGCUGUACCUCUUCGUGGCGGGCGCCUCGCGCUGCCCCUCCGGCGACUCGGCGCCGCUCGCGCGGACCGCCAAGGGCGGCAUCGUGAGGCGCGGCGUCGAGGCGCGGUUCGGGCGCUGGCUCGACGCCGCCUUCGCCGACGCGGCGGCGGCGAGGGGCGGCAAAGGGCGGGGCGAGGGCGACGGGGGCGGCGAGGGCGGCGCGAUGGACUCGCUCGGGCUGGCGGCGCUGGCGGGCGGGGGAGGCGGAGUGGCGGUGGAGGGGUACGACGCCGUGCUGCUGCACGUCAAGGUCGCGCUGCUGCUGCCGGUGCUGCUGCGCCACCUCCAGCGCUUCACCAUCCGCACCUGCCACGCCUGGGAGCGAACCUCGGCGGUGGCGGUGCCCACGUGCGCCUUCAACAACGUCGCUCAGACCGGCGCCGCGGAAGGGCUCGCCUUCCUCUCGGGCGCCGCCGUGGUCGCGCCUCUGCUGCUGCUGACUGCCUUCCGGCACGGCAUGCACCCUGCCCUCGAGCUCCUCGCGUCGAAUCGAGUCGACAUCGGCACGGCGCACCUCUGGUUCAUCCUCACCGCGCUCGCCCUCCCCCUCUCGCGCCUCCCGCGCGGCUCCGCCGCUCGCCGCCGCGCCCCCGCCGCCGCCGCCGCCGCCGCGCUCGCGCUGCGCCUCUUCUACUUUCGCGGCGAGCGCGCGCACAUCGGGCUGCAGGGCUGGCCGGCGCUGCGCCGCUUCGCCUUCUACGCCGCCUUUGGAGACAAGAACUUUGCGCAGGUCGUGCACAAUUUGCCGCUCGUCCUGCUGGGCUACGCUUGCCGCCGCGACACGCUCGUUCCCCUCGCCGCGCCGCGCCACUGGGCCGUCACGGCGACCCUCUGCUUGCUGACCUUCGUCGCGGACCCGCUGCUCUUCGGCCUCUUCCCGCAAGCCUCGCGCCGGCGAGCCGAGGAGCCGCUCUACACGUACUGCCGCGCGGGCUUGCGGCUGGCCGCGCUCUUCUCGCUGCUCCCUCGCCGCCGCACGGCGCUGACCGACGCCGGCCGCUCUCAGCUGCUCGCCUAUUUGCUGCACGACGCCGUCUUCUCGCUCGGUUGGCUCCUCCUCUCGGGCGGCUCGCGCCACGUCGGAGGGACCUACUCCGAGUGGAAGCAGGCGGCGGCGGCCUCGUGGGAGUCCGCCACCACUGGCCCCCUCGCAGCGCUCGGCACCGCCGCCGCCGCCGCCGCGCUCUUUGUCGCGUAUGUCGGCUUGGCGCUCGCGCUGCAGGUUGCGCUCUCGCGGCCGCGCGACACCGCCGACGCGGUGCGUGGUGUGGCUGCCGCUGCGUCGCGCUUCGCCGGCGCCGCAUAUUUGCACGCGCGGUUGGCGUUGCUCGGUGGUUUGCGCGCCUGCGGUGGAGCCGGCUACAAACGGGUACCGUCCGCGGAGGCCGACUAG